GACGGUUUUUCAGUGCCACUCGCCUGCAUGGAGUGAUUGUCUACUUCCUUCAAGCACGCAGCAGGUGCUUUUUUUUUGGCAAAAGCACCGAGAUCAUUUUUUUGGGGCAUGACUGGACAAAAGCAGUGUACUACUUGACCUGGUGCGGCGGUGAAGUGGUGAAAUUUCAUGGCAGAUACUUCGUAUUCAGAGUUUUUAUAAUACUUUGGCAUAUACCGUGGAGGAGUCCUGUGAAGUUAUCGUAAAAGCGGAAAAGUAACCCUUGGAACCGGUCGUUUGAUCGAUUGGAAUCGGCACGAUGAUUUCAUCGACAGAAGAGAAGAAGUGUCGGGAGUGUGAGGUGAUACGAUUUUCACGGCCGCCAGGGCAGGGGCCCAUCAGACCAUGCCUGAGCUGUUCAGUGUCGGAGGAUUUGGAGGAGAGUGACCAUACCAUCCCGGCGCUUCCCUGGUCCGAGAGUUUCAGCGAUGUCACCAAGAAUGACGGGGCUCCCCGCCACCACCUCCAGCGGCGCAGGUCGGUACAGAAGAUCAUCCACCAGGCUAACAUGAGAAAGAAAAUGAAGCUGAAGCGACUUGUGAACAAGGACGGCGCCUGCAACGUCAUCCACAACACCAAGGCCACGUACAAACUCGACUUUCUCACGGACAUCUUCACGACGCUUAUUGACCUGCGAUGGCGUCUGAUGCUCCUGUUCUUCGGCCUGGCGUAUCUGAGUGGCUGGGCAGGAUUCAGCGGUCUUUGGUACUGCCUAGCCUGGUGGCACCAAGACCUGGGAUAUCUCAGCCGCAAUGACACCAGCUUUGAACCCUGUGUGGCAAACGUCGAUAGCUUCAUCGGAGCAUUUCUGUUUUCGGUUGAGACGCAAACAACCAUUGGUUAUGGCUUUCGCUCUGUCACUGAGCAGUGUUGGAUCGGGGUCUCCUUAGUCGUCAUCCAAUCAGUCUUUAGCGCGCUGGUCGACGCCAUUCUCGUGGGAUGCGUAUUCGCUAAAAUUGCACGUCCUAAAAAGCGUGCCGCCACAAUCAAGUUCAGCCGAAAUGCUGUGAUAGCUGAACGCAAUGGCAAACUGUGCUUCAUGUUUCGGAUUGGCGACAUCAGGAGCAGCCAUCUUUUCGAUGCCAGGACUCGAGCUCAGUUGAUCAGACCAAAGAUCACCCAGGAAGAGGAAUGCAUCCCGCUGUACAGUCAUCCAAUGGAUGUUGGAGCAUCAACGGGUGAGGAUAAUCUCCUUCUAGUCUGGCCCCUCAUCAUCUGUCACGUGAUCGACGAGAAGAGUCCCAUGUACAAAUACUCCUACAUCGAUUUGUUGGAGAACUCCUUCGAAAUCGUGGUCUAUCUGGAGGGCGUUGUGGAGCAGACUGGACUGCUCACGCAGGCCCGCACGUCUUACCUUCCCUCAGAGAUCAAGUGGGGUCAUCGGUUCAGCAGCCAUAUUGUGUCCAUGGCUGACACGGAUGAUAACCUCAGCAUUGAUUACACACAGUUCAAUGCCACCUAUCCCGUGGCCGACACGCCACGGAGCAGCGCAUACGAGCUCGAUUUCAUGAAGAAAACGGGGAAGUCUCUCAAGCCUACGCUGACCAACGGAAGACUGAGGAGCCACAGGAGUCUUCCGAAUAACCUAGGAGGCCUGGGGAUGAGGAAAAGCAGCAAGGAGCUACGAUUCGCUGAGAAGAUGGAGGAGAAAUUUCACUACAUCAAGGAGGAUGACAAUCCCCCUGACUACAACGGCAUAACUGCGACUUGUGUCGACGAAACUGAAUCCCCUCCAAGCACACCGACGAUCACUGGAGUAACGAGGUGGGAGUCAAUGGAAUCAGAUGUCUGAUAUCGGUGUAUGUUACCAUGGUAACUGCUCACCUUCAAAAUAACACUUGGACCUAUGCAUGGUGGAGGGAAGUAUAGGCUUUAUUCACGAGUCGGCCAUAUUAAAUUUAUAUCUUCACUUUUGGAACUUGCGAAUAGAGAUGAAAGUUGGGAAAUAAAGCGAAUUACAAAUUAAUCUCAGUCUGCUCUGAUGAAUAAUUAAAAAGGUUGUGAUUAAAUUUAUGCUUAAUGUUUUAAGCCACACGAAAAAAAAGCCUGAAAGUGAGGCUUGGAAAGCAGAAAUAGACUGGCACCAUCCAAUUCAACAGUUUACAAGGCAACAUAUACGUGAUUUUGUCGCAACGACUAUGUCGCGCGGCAACGCCGCACACGCGCGUGUGAAUGAACAAAUGUACGUGAUAAUGUUGCACGAUUUUUGAAAUUUGCGAGAUAAGUCGCACGACUUUGUUGCGUAAAUGAAAAUGCGCUCAUUGAUUUGUUCGAAUGUAUAAAAACUCGAGACAUUAUCGGGCGUCAAAAUCGCGUAUUUGUAAAUAAAAUUCAGGGAACACUAUCAAAAAUGGCUUCCUCGUUGAUAAGGCCAAAA
Patiria miniata (bat star) is the source of this 2416-nucleotide messenger RNA. RefSeq names its product G protein-activated inward rectifier potassium channel 3-like. Gene Ontology annotation, molecular function: inward rectifier potassium channel activity. Gene Ontology annotation, cellular component: plasma membrane. The transcript has 2 exons. The record is from RefSeq and is a predicted model, not a curated record. Gene Ontology annotation, biological process: regulation of monoatomic ion transmembrane transport; potassium ion import across plasma membrane. NCBI's taxonomy places the organism in Eukaryota, Metazoa, Echinodermata, Asteroidea, Valvatida, Asterinidae. The coding region runs from base 299 to 1831 and encodes 510 amino acids.